AUGAUCGGACUUUUGGUGCUUCUCGUAAGUGUCCAGGCUUGGUCGUUGGACUCACUGGAUAAUCCUGCAUCAACCGACGAUGAGCUGUUGUCUGCUCAGCUUCACCAGAUCGUUGAAUUCUACAAACAGCCCGAUCCGGUUGGACUUCCGAUUGGUCCAACGUUGGACCCUAUGCCGAUUCCACCAAUCAAACAUUCAUUCGCUCUAUCCACCAUGCAUAUGCGGGAUGUGCUGACCCACGGACUGUCCAAGCUAAGGAUUCGGCUUUUCGAGGUAGAGCUGAGCCAGAUGAGAGUUCGCGCAGAGGUGAAGGUCGACGAAUUGCUGAUCAAUGGCAGUUACACGCUCACCUCGUUACUACAAAGUUCCAGUGGACCGUUUAGUGUACAGUUGACUGAAGUCGUUACGGCAGCGAAUGUAAGUCUGGUGGUCAAUACCGAUGGAAUGCUGCAGACCCAGGACAUCGAAUUAGAUUUUGGGCUCGAGGCAAUGAGCUCCGAUUUCCAGAAUCUGGGUUUCAUGGGGCGAAUAUUCCAGAGGCUGGUAAAUUCGGCACCAAACAUGAUAUUGGACAUGAUCAAGCCAUUUAUGCUUCGGGAGGCUUAUACUAAAAUUCAGAAGGGAAUGGACGAUUAUUUUGAGGAACUCAAUGACAAAAAAGGUAUGGUGUUUGUGAAUUCUAUUUCACCACUGGAUUUUUUAAUCGCGGAAAUACGGAUGUCACUUAGAAGAAAACAUUUCGACCCUUAUGAGCUUCCUGACUACAAAACGGGAAUUGGAAUUUUCGGAGUUAAAUUGUCGAAUAGUAUGCUGAAGGGUCUGACGGGUUUCCACCGAAUUGGAAAUGUUGGUUUCACAAUCAGCAAUAAAACAGCCGAUUUGGAAGUCCAAGCAGGAACUGGUAGGCUCGAAGGAGCGACCCAAUGGGAAACCUCACCUUUUUCAAGAUCUGGAUCUUUACACUUCACGGUCGAAUAUGUACGAGUAAUCAUUCUGUUCCAACAACCACUAGAUUUGCGACGAAAGCCUAGUCUCAAAGAUUUACAGCUGGAAGUGGGAAAUAUCCAGAUCCAUUCGUCGGGCAUUGGUACGUUGGAUUAUCUGGUGGAAGCGGCGGUAAAUAUUUUACCGAAUCUGGUACGGUACCAAAUUGUAGAUGCCAUCGAAGGUCCCUUGAAGGCGCGAAUCCGCGAAAAGUUUGAAUGUAUGAACAUGGAACAGCUCGUCAAACGGCACGUGCUGGAAUUUGAACGCCGGGGAGCCGACAUGGAGAUCGAUUGGCGAUUGUGCGAAAGACGAAUCCCCAGUAGAUAGAGAGAUAAAUAUUUAAAACAGAUUACAGGUUUUGUUUUAUCAUCGGCAGAAAUUAAAUGUGUCGUAGAUGAACAUUAUCAGGGAUCGGGUUAUUCAGUAGUAUUGUGAUAAAGAAUUUUUCUCAUAUUAAUUGAGUUCUCCUGACUACUCAUCCUCGGCGAAUUGAACAGGUUUCGGUUCGUGAAUUUGGAUUUUGUAUUAUCUGUUGGUAGUAAAAGAUAA
This is a messenger RNA of Malaya genurostris, 1536 nucleotides long. RefSeq lists its product as uncharacterized. Bases 1 to 1314 code for a protein of 437 amino acids. The transcript is spliced from 2 exons. Lineage: Eukaryota; Metazoa; Arthropoda; Insecta; Diptera; Culicidae. The record is from RefSeq and is a predicted model, not a curated record.